Molecule: messenger RNA, 1831 nt
Organism: Abrus precatorius (Indian licorice)
Lineage: Eukaryota; Viridiplantae; Streptophyta; Magnoliopsida; Fabales; Fabaceae
Product: UDP-galactose/UDP-glucose transporter 2-like
Exons: 6
Coding region: 537-1700 (387 amino acids)
Biological process (GO): transmembrane transport
Cellular component (GO): endoplasmic reticulum membrane; Golgi membrane
Molecular function (GO): transmembrane transporter activity
Source: RefSeq, a predicted model, not a curated record
UUGAUUGGAGGAGUAUGAAGAAGAGAUAUAUGCAUGUAGCUCACAUGACAUAACUGCUCUCUUAACCAUAGCUGGUGUUCUCCUUGUGUUACAAUUAAAUACUUCCCUUUAAGAGUGUACCUAAAAAAUCUUUCGUUAUUCAAUUCCACCUUUGCGUGGAAUCAACAUUACAUAAACACAUACAUAGGACAAGCGAGAUUGUAUGAACACACUUACACACACAUUCUCUCUCUCUCUCUCUCUCUCUCUCUCUCUUCUUACUUUCUCUCUCUAAACUUUACAUGCACAAAUGCUUGCUUAGACUAAUCAAACAAAUUUCCAUUUUGUGUGACCAAAACUCUAUCUUUCUUUAUUCCUCUUUCUCUGUGGUUGGCAAAGUCAACAUGCAAGAGCAAGAUUUUUAGGCUCAAAUGGUUUUCAUUUCAUGGUUUGAGCAAUUUUAAGUACAAAAAACAUAAUCUUUUUGUUGAAUUGGAUUCUGGGUUGGUGCCUGUUUUUGAGGCUGAAUAGGAGAGAAAGAGGGGUGUGAUGAACAAAUGAAGAACGAAGAGCAGGCUCGUAGUUUGUUUGGAAUUUCACUCUCUGACAGACCCAAAUGGCAACAAUUCCUCAUUUGUUCUUCUGGGUUCUUCUUUGGUUAUCUUGUUAAUGGCAUAUGUGAGGAAUAUGUGUAUAACAGGCUCCAUUUUAGCUAUGGUUGGUACUUCACAUUUGUUCAAGGGUUUGUUUACCUGUUUCUGAUUUACCUCCAAGGCUUCACAAGCAAGCAAAUGGUGAAUCCAUGGAAAACUUAUGUGAAGCUUUCUGCUGUACUCAUGGGUUCCCAUGGCCUAACAAAGGGAUCUUUGGCUUUUCUUAAUUACCCUGCACAAAUCAUGUUCAAAUCCACAAAGGUUCUGCCAGUGAUGAUAAUGGGCGCUUUCAUACCGGGUUUGAGAAGGAAGUAUCCAGUGCAUGAAUAUAUAUCUGCAAUACUUCUUGUAGUUGGCUUGAUUCUGUUCACACUAGCAGAUGCACAGACAUCACCAAAUUUCAGUGUCAUUGGUGUUAUUAUGAUAUCUGGAGCAUUGAUCAUGGAUUCUUUUCUUGGAAAUCUGCAAGAAGCAAUAUUUACAAUGAAUCCUGAGACCACACAGAUGGAGAUGCUCUUUUGCUCUACAGUGGUAGGUUUGCCUUUCUUAAUCCCACCCAUGCUUUUUACAGGAGAAUUAUUCAAAGCAUGGACUUCAUGUUCACAGGUAAAUUUGGAAUAUAACACCUCCUUUUCCACACUCUACUAUGUUAUGCUUUCUUGUCAACGGAAUCACCUUUUCUUGUCCUUGCAGCAUCCCUAUGUGUAUGGGGUGUUAGUCUUCGAAGCAAUGGCCACAUUUAUAGGUCAAGUUUCUGUCCUCUCCCUCAUUGCAAUUUUUGGUGCUGCCACCACAGCCAUGAUAACAACAGCAAGAAAAGCAGUGACAUUGCUAUUAUCAUACUUGAUAUUUACAAAACCAUUAACAGAACAACAUGGGAGUGGAUUACUACUCAUAGCCAUGGGAAUCACAUUGAAGAUGAUACCUGAUAACAAACCCACCAACACCAAGAGGGUCUUAAAUCCUUCUGCCAGGGUCAAUAGUGCAAAAUCUAAUGGUGAUGAAGAGUUGGGGACUCUGCCAGAUUCUGUAGAAGAAGAAGACGAUGAAAGGAAGCCCUUGGUCUAGCACAAUAUGCAAAUUUUAUUUUUGAACUCAUUAUUUUUAAAUUCAUGAUUUCUUUAUCAUUUUCAUAUCUUGUUAAGGAAAAAGAAAAUAAUUUGCUGUUCAAUUAGCAUUUUUAUAUUAAUUGUUUAAUU